GCGAGACUUUUUAUUUUUAUUUUUAUUUUUGAACCGUCAUCGUCUCCCUCCAUUUAUUGGAUCGGGUUGAGAAAUUAUCUUCACUAUCACUCUCUGGCUCCGAAUUCCUCACCUAAACUCUCUCUCUCUCUAUGGCCUCUCUUUCUCUCUCCUCAAAAACCCUAAACCCUCUCCUCCUCUCGCAUGCGCUUACCCCCCUCCACUCGAAAAACCGCAGCUUUCUUCAUCAAAAUCUCCCUCCACAGACCCCAAAACCCUAGACCCUUCUCCUCCGACCAAACCCUAAUCGCCAAAUUCUCCUACGCCGUUAACAGAUUCUCCCAAAUCCCACCUCCGGUUUCUCCCCAAAUCAGCUCCAGACCCCAAAACCCAUUUGAAUUCAACGCCCUAAUGCAGGACUUCGCCCUCUCCGGAAACCUCAGCCAGGUCCUCAGAGUAUUCAGGGAAAUGAAGUCGCUGCAUUGCAAUCCUGAUCUCGUCUGCUACAGUACGAUGGUUGAUAGCUUGGUCGCUGCUAACCGGCCGAGAGAAGCCCUGGCGGUUUUCGCUGAGGUGAUUGUUUUGGGCAUGGGCCCUGAUCUGGCUUGCUUUACAAUCUUAGUGAAGUUGUAUUCUUGCUGCUUGAAAGAGUUUGAUGUGGCUUACGAGAUAAUGGGUUGGAUGGUUAAGUGUGGGACUGAUCCCGAUGUUGUCACUUACUCGACGCUAAUCGCGGGGCUGUGUUGGGAUUGUAGAGUUGAGGAGGCAUUGGGGGUUUUGGAUUGGAUGUUGGAGCUGAAUUGCGUUCCCAAUGUUCAUACUUGCACUCCCAUAGUGCAAGCUUACUGUUCUAUUGGAAAACUUGAUAAUGCGAGAAGGUUCAUGGGUACAAUGGAGAGAAUUGGGUGUUUGCCUAACAUAGUUACUUAUAAUGUUUUGAUUGAUGCGCUUUGUAAGAUGGAGGCUUUUGAUGAGGUCGAGAGGGUUUUGGGCGAGUGUAGUACGAUGAAGGGUUGUGAGCCUGAUGAGGUCAGUUAUAGUGUUUAUAUGGAUGGCCUUUGCAAGUCGGGUAUGGUUCGUGAAGCAUUUGAGGUGUUAGAGGUUAUGAUCGAGAAGGGUUUGAGGCCGAAUGCGGUGACUUUGAAUAUACUUCUUGAUUGCCUUUGUCGGGGUUCGAGGGUUUGGGAGUCUAUGUGUUUGUUGGAGAAGAGUGCUGAGUUGAAAUGGGAUGUCAGUGUUGUCAACUAUAAUACUGUGAUGCGUAGGCUUUGUGAUGUUAGAGGAUUUUCGGCUGUUUUGAAACUCUUUAAUGAUAUGCUGAAGAAGGGUAUUGAUGCAAACACUCGGUCUUUUAGCAUUUUGAUUUAUUGCCUUUGUAAAGCAGGGAAGUUUCGUUUGGCAAUGAGUGUACUAAAUAGCAAAGGAUUUGUUGCUAAUGUUGUAACAUAUACUACCCUAAUUCAUCAUUUUUAUGUGGCUGGAGAGAUGGAUGAAGUUUACAAUUUGUUCAAUAAAAUGGAUGAAGAGAAGGUUUCACCUAAUGUAGUUACCUUCAGUAUCAUGAUCAAUUGUUUUUGUCAACAAGGAAAGUUUUUGGAGGCUAUGAAAUGUUUUCAGAGAUCUCUUAAAGAUGGGUUUUCUCCACAUCUGGCUGCACUUUUGAUUGAUGGGCUGGUUACGGGUGGAAAGAUUAGGGACGUGCUAAAUCUCAUUGAGCGGAUCAGAGAAUGGGGUCUGACUGUAGAUUUUUGCAUAUUCCGUUCUUUGAUCAGGGCUUUCUGUAGGAUGGGCUGUUGCCAAAGUGGAGAGAUUUAUACAGUGUGUAACAUUCUGGAUAAAAUGUUACGGAAGAGAUGACACUUCUACCGUAAUUGACGUACAUAUGCUCAAUCUUUUAUUCAGGAAGAUUACGAGCUUAUAGAAAAUCAUGGCUCAAGCAGGAGUACAAACACAAAACUUCCAGUUGACCUAGCUUGCAGCUCUCGUCAACCAUUUUAUGAAUUGAUCUGUGCUGCUCCUCUGGCGUAGGUUAUGAUUCUUCACAUAGUUAUGGAUAACAAGCAUGAAUUUGGUUUAGAGAUUGCUUGGUUUGCUGCAAUUGCUGGGGUUGUAACUGCAGUUUAUUCAACUUGAACAUUUUCGGUAGUUGCAGGCUUGCAGCUAAAUUUGGCUCACUGCAAUGUUGAUAAAUGUAGUUAUAACUGCAGCUGCAAAAUGACCUCCUGUUGCAAUUGACGACUUACACAGAUUUGAAUCCGUCAGGUACUACAAUUUGCUGACUGAAUUGUUUGCCCCAGUUUGCUUGCGGUUGUAUGUGAUGUGAAGAUUUUUUUAAGAACAGAAAAAUCACAUUGAAAAAUCUAGCCCCCCUGGACUAGAUGCAGAAUGGUACCGAUGCGGAUUUUCUUCCUAUGUUCAACUGGUGCUUUGGUGCAUAGAAUACAGCAUUAUUUACAUCCAAAUCAGGAUACACGAUCGCAUAUUGCUUUUGUUCGUCAUAUCCAAGUUGACUUCUUCAAUUAAACCAUGACAGUUCUAUUAUCUGCCUCUUCAAGCACGAACUUGAGCUUUCAGUGUUCCUAUCCAAGAAGCAUUUUACGUCUUAACAGGGGACUCAGCCUUGUGUCUUCUUCUAUGCUUAACAUGGGGUGUGCAGGUCAUCAUCCAAUGGGAAUAUUGGCCGGGUUACAGUACCUGCAUCAUCUGCACCUUUUCUAGCUCAAGCUGAUACAGCCUGAAACGAAAGUCUCACAUUCUUCACGUUAGAGUCUUGGGCUGCUCCAUUCCUUGUUUGAAUAAGGUUUACAACCAGUACAGAAAAAGCAUAGCAAAAUCCUUGGAGGUCUUCUGCAUCCUUUGUUCAAUAACUACCACGGGAAGUCCUUGAAUGAUUCUUAUAUGUCAACACGUCAACGCUAUUAUUUUUUUGGUUCAUGCUCUGAACACAUUGUGCCUCGGCUCCUCCUAAACCCAUAUUUUUUCGGACUACAGUACGACGUCGCCGCAAUGCUUCUGCUUUUUCCUGCCUUUUUAUUAUGGAUCAUCCGGUUUCUUUUUCUGCAUUCGUUUUACCCUCUUUUUUUCCCCCCUGGAGGAACAACAAGAUGCGAGCAUAGAGCAAGAUCCCAGCGAGAACGAAGUCAUGGUUUGUCAAUGAGUUCAAGAAGUAUGGGCUGACAAUCUGCAUCAAGGAAUAGAUCGAUCUGGUAUUGGUGCUCUGCAAGUCGUUCAACAUCGUCUUCCUCGAUGCAAAGUUCCGAGGCUUCCUACAUUCAACUCACCCUGGCGAAGAAUAUACAACGCUCUCAAUUAUAAUGUUGACAAGAUGAAGUGGAUUCAGUUAGGAGUCACGUUGUCUAAUGGCGAGAGUUCUCCUCCUGGCAAUUCAACUUGAACGAUUUCAAUCCUGGAGCAGACAGUUGUUUGAAAGACUUUGUAGAGUUUCUGGAACGGAACGGAAUUGAUUCGACAAGAACCGCAAAGGUGGGGGUGAGUGCAGACGUUCUCAGCGAUAGAGUACCCGAUAAGGGGAUGUCAAGGGCUGAAGUGGGUCACUUUUUAUAGUUUAUACGACCCCCUCGCCUACUUGAUAAAAAUUGUCUAGAAGAUGCUUCUGCUGGAAACACUAAUUGGUUUCUGGGACGUGUGCGAUAUAACUGUUAGGUUUGAUGGUGUACGACAACAAGGAUGCUUGAGAUCGAGAGUAUAGUGUGUGUAAUUUACUGACGACGACGACGAUUUUAGGAGAUAUGAAGAGGAAGUUGGCUGAUUUCAAUGGAGAGAGAGAGAGAGAGAGAGAGAGAGAGAGAGAGAGUAGUAACCCAACUAAUUAAAGUCUUAAAACUUGAUUAAUAGAGAAUUUUUUUCUUUAA
Messenger RNA from Asparagus officinalis (garden asparagus), 3851 nucleotides. RefSeq names its product pentatricopeptide repeat-containing protein At1g09900-like. Bases 184 to 1836 code for a protein of 550 amino acids. The record is from RefSeq and is a predicted model, not a curated record. Gene Ontology annotation, molecular function: protein binding. Lineage: Eukaryota; Viridiplantae; Streptophyta; Magnoliopsida; Asparagales; Asparagaceae. The transcript is spliced from 4 exons.